Molecule: messenger RNA, 1490 nt
Organism: Ceraceosorus bombacis
Lineage: Eukaryota; Fungi; Basidiomycota; Exobasidiomycetes; Ceraceosorales; Ceraceosoraceae
Source: the annotation of a GenBank genome assembly
AUGGAUGCUCAAGUAGCCAACACUACCUAUGCCGGCUACAGCGGGCCGGCUGGACAGUACACCUAUGGCACGUGUCCGGAUGGCAAGGCACCUCAGUACCCUGCCAACGUCGUUCGCAUCUCGGCCGAAGACGAUUCGAUCCGCGCUGGCUUCAUCCCGUAUGGCGCCACGCUCGUCGAACUGUGGGUGCGCGAUAGAGAUGGCGCUUGGAGGGAUGUCGUCUUGUGUGAGUGGCGCGUGACGAGCGUGCGAUGACAUGCUCUGACGCUCGCUGGCACGCUCGCUCGCUGGCUCAUGGCAGCCUUUGACAACACCACCAACUACCUUACCGACCCAAUCCACCCCAACUUUGGUCCCACUGUUGGACGCUACGCGAACCGCAUCAAGAAUGGCACAUUCACCGCCAACAAUCAGACCUACUACGUACCUCGCAAUGAAAACGGCAAGAAUUCGCUUCACGGUGGAGAUGUCGGAUACGACCGAUCGCCGUUCGUCGUCGAAAGCUUCAAUGCGACGUCGAUUGUGUUUGCGCACGUCGACCCUGACGGCUUUCAAGGGUGCGUGCAGGAGCGUGCGAGAAGCUGUAGCGUCGGGAGAGCGCCCGCGCGGCGCGCCACUGACCACCAAGCCACAUUUGCAGUUUCCCGGGACAGGUUGACAGCCGCGUGAUUCACACUCUGCAGCCAAAUGCUACGUGGGCAAUCUCCAUGAGCGCCAAUGUCUCUGCCCCACAAGACAUCCAGACGCCCAUUCUGCUCUCAUCGCACGUUUACUGGAACUUGGAUGCCUAUGCUGACGGCUCCAACAGCACCAUCCUCGACCACGUCCUGCACAUGCCGCACGCAGACAAGUACAUCCAGACCGACAGCGACUUGAUCCCAACAGGUCCACGUCCAGACGUCUCGGGCACGCCGUUCGAUUUCCUCCAGCCGACUCCCUUUCGCCGCAACUUUGACAAUUCGACGGGAAUCUGCGGGGCAAACUGCACUGGAUGGGACAGUUGCUUCUGGCAGAGCAACGAGCCCGCGCGAGACGAGCCGCAGUUGGAGAUGUACAGCCCUCGGAGCGGCAUCAAGCUGAGCCUCACGACGGACCAACCAGCAUUCCAAAUUUACACUUGCUCGGGCAUAUCCAGUCCUGCAAAGGGAAGCCUGCCGCGCAAGAGAUCCCACGGAGGCGAUGGCACGCUGGCUGAAAUCUACGAGAAUCACUCUUGCGUCGUGAUCGAAGCGGAAGGCCUCAUUGAUGCCAUCAACAAUCCCGACUGGAAUGUCGAUCAACUCUACUCGGCGUCCAAACCAUACACGUGGGCUGCAGAGUACCGCUUCUCCAACGUCGAUGAGCAAGGACAGCCGGUUGCGGCUAGUAGCGCUGCGACCGCGACCGCUACCGCCACCUCUGCUAGUGUCGCCUCUCCAUCGAUCGCAAACGCCACCUCUACGAGCUCCGCAACCAACACGCCUGCGCGUAGGGACACCAACGGCAUGUGA